Mobula hypostoma (lesser devil ray) is the source of this 8700-nucleotide messenger RNA. Its product is annotated as amyloid-beta A4 precursor protein-binding family A member 1-like. Lineage: Eukaryota; Metazoa; Chordata; Chondrichthyes; Myliobatiformes; Myliobatidae. The transcript has 14 exons. Gene Ontology annotation, molecular function: amyloid-beta binding; protein binding. Bases 414 to 2903 code for a protein of 829 amino acids. Gene Ontology annotation, cellular component: cytoplasm; plasma membrane; dendritic spine. The record is from RefSeq and is a predicted model, not a curated record. Gene Ontology annotation, biological process: chemical synaptic transmission.
CGCACGCGCAUCUUUCCUCGACAGCCGGCUGCAUGCACCGGGACGACUUCCUGCUGGAGAGGGAACGUCAUUCACUGUGCAAAAUCUGUGCGUGUCUGUGUAUAAGGCGGAGAGUCGGCACGCAAAAAAAGCUUUUGAAGCAUUGCAAGCAAACGUGCAAAUUGCACGCAAUGCAAUCGAAUCCCGAGCUUGUGGGGCUUUAGAUAUCACAGGGAAAUCCAAAGAAGAGGAGAUGAAGUUGGAGGUUCUGCUUGGUACUUUUACCGUAACCAUCUGAGGGAGCUUUCUGCUGCCAAGAGGAAAGUCUGAAGAGCUUCUGAUUGGAGGGAGCAGUGAAGACAACCGUGGCUGUGUCAGAUGAAGAGAGAUACAAGUCUGUGGAGGGAAUUCAUAGGCAAUGCACUGGGAAUAAAAUGCCUCGGCCAACGGGAUGCUGUUUACAUAGGCGGACCGCAUUUUGGGAUUCAGAGAUGGAUAAGCCACGGGACGUGGUGGACGAGGAGCCUGGGAGUGGGGAGCUGAAUGAGGCCGUGGAGGCCGACCUUCAGCGCCUGGAAGAAGAGGCAGAGGAAGGGGCCCGGCCGUACCGCUGCGCCGCUGGCAAGCGGGGAGCCCUCGUGGGUGACGAGGAGGCGCCACUGGCCAGGUCGGCCAGCACUGAGAGCGGCUUCCAUAACCACACAGACAGGGCGGAGGGGGAUGUGCUCUGCGCCCAGGCCGAGCCCUUCGGUUCCCGGGAGAGAUUGGCAGAGAGCGAGGAGGACGAGAGGUCCUAUGCCGUCCACUGCCGGCCAGAAGCGGAGGAGUACACGGAGCAAGCUGAGUCGGAGCACGCGGAAGCGGCUGCCUCCCACGCCCUCCCCGGCGCUCUGCGAUUUGGUGUGGUAGACCCCGAGGGCCUCAUGAGCUCGGCUUACGCGGGCUAUGUCUACACCCACCAGGCCUUCCACCACAGCGACGAGGAGCAGUAUGCUGAGCCUUACGACGACUACUCGGCCCAGGAGCACGUUUACGAGGAGAUCGUGGAGGCUCCCGAGCCGGACGGACGAGGGAACCUGCAGCUGUAUCAGCAGGAGAGGGAGGAGGCCGAGAAUUACCGCAAGGAAGCCCUGGGUGCCAGACUGCACCAUUACGAUGAGCGCUCGGACAACGAGUCAGACAGCCCGGAGAAGGAAGCCGAAUUUGCGCCCUACCCACGCAUGGACAGCUACGAGCAGGAAGAAGACAUCGACCAGAUUGUCGCUGAGGUGAAGGAAAGCAUGAGUUCCCAAAGCCUGGGCCAGGCCUCCGAGGACAUGCCUGAGGCCGAACAGAGCUCAGAGAACGAUGACCCCACCUCGGCUCUGAACUCACAGUCUGCAUCUUCCACAGGUCUAGCUGAAGUAGUGAGGCACACUAGGGAACAAAGGGAUGCCAUAUCGUUAGCAAUUAAGGACAUUAAGGAAGCAAUCGAAGAGGUGAAGACUCGAACCAUUCGAUCACCGUACACUCCUGACGAGCCUGCAGAACCGAUCUGGGUGAUGCGCCAAGACGUUAGUCCAACGGCAGAUUGUGAGAUCCAAAUGGUAAUGGAUGGAGAUCAGUCAUCCUCACCAGGGUCAUCAUCUCCCCGAGGUGCAGAGUCAUCCGUGACACAGCAUCGAACAGACAUUCACGACGCAGCAGAGACAGCAACGAAUCGAGAGUCAAGAAAAGCUUUGGCCUCCUUUCCCACUUAUGUUGAAGUCCCUGGACCCUGUGACCCAGAGGAUCUAAUCGAUGGCAUCAUCUUUGCGGCCAACUACCUGGGCUCCACCCAGCUGCUGUCUGACAAAACCCCGUCCAAAAAUGUACGGAUGAUGCAGGCGCAGGAAGCUGUCAGCAGAAUCAAGAUGGCCCAGAAAUUGGCCAAAAACCGGAAGAAGGCACCCGAGGGAGAACCCCAACCUAUGACGGAGGUGGACCUCUUCAUUUCAACCCAGAGGAUUAAAGUGCUCAAUGCAGACUCACAGGAAACUAUGAUGGACCAUCCCUUAAGGACCAUUUCGUACAUUGCGGAUAUUGGAAACAUUGUGGUGCUGAUGGCGCGUCGCCGCAUGCCCCGAUCUAAUUCCCAGGACAGUGUGGAAGCGUCUCACCCUUCGCAGGAUGGGAAGAGGCAGUACAAGAUGAUCUGCCAUGUCUUUGAGUCCGAGGACGCUCAGUUGAUAGCCCAGUCCAUCGGCCAAGCAUUCAGUGUCGCCUACCAAGAGUUCUUGAGGGCAAAUGGGAUUAAUCCAGAGGACCUGAGCCAGAAGGAAUAUAGUGACCUCCUCAACACUCAGGACAUGUACAAUGACGACUUGAUUCACUUCUCCAAGUCGGAAAACUGCAAAGAAGUUCACGUUGAGAAGCAGAAAGGUGAAAUUCUGGGUUUGGUGAUCGUUGAAUCAGGCUGGGGCUCCAUACUUCCAACAGUGAUCAUCGCAAACAUCAUGCAUGCAGGGCCUGCAGAGAAGUCUGGAAAGCUGAACAUUGGAGACCAGAUUAUGUCCAUCAAUGGCACCAGCCUGGUGGGACUUCCAUUAUCCACCUGUCAGAGCAUCAUAAAGGGUUUAAAGAACCAGUCUCGAGUCAAACUGAACAUUGUGCGGUGCCCUCCUGUCACCACGGUGUUGAUUCGGAGGCCAGACCUGCGCUAUCAACUGGGCUUCAGUGUACAGAACGGUAUUAUCUGCAGCCUUAUGCGCGGAGGGAUUGCAGAGCGUGGAGGAGUGAGAGUUGGCCAUCGCAUUAUAGAAAUCAAUGGGCAAAGUGUUGUCGCUACACCUCACGAGAAGAUAGUCCACGUUUUGUCCAAUGCAGUUGGUGAAAUUCACAUGAAGACCAUGCCUGCAGCCAUGUAUAGACUGCUGACAGCUCAAGAACAGCCUGUUUACAUCUGAAAGGACGACAAACCCUGCCCCGGUGUGCAAAGUGGAAGUGUCUGUGUGGUUUGAUUGUGUUCACCAUUGCUGCAUUUCUGCAGCUGCAGAAACUAUAAUUUUUUUUAAACAUGUUUUGUUUGACAAAAAAAAUCUGUAAAAAAAAAAUUCAAAUCUUUGCCUUUCAGACAUGCAACUUUGUGCGGUUUAUAUAGAAAUAAAUGUAAAUAUAUUCUCGCAGAUUAAUUCUCACCAAGAUAACACAGAAUUAGUAACUGGGCACCUAUAUAGCUUGAUGUUCUUUAAGAGAGGGCUCUUAUGCAGAACUAGAUCAAUGCAGGUGAGUGACUAUGACAUUGGGAAAUAUAUUUAAAGCUAAACAAACUGAUAAGCAUUUACAAAGUAUCUAAAAGUAUGUCUGAUUUGGAAAUUCCUAGAUCUUUCCUAAUUAUAUUUUAAAAUAUUCCUGAAGAAUUCUCUUAAUCUGUUAUUCUUUUACCUCAUUGAGAUGUUCCAACAUGCACUGGAGUGUUUGUAAAGAAUUUAUUUUGACAAUCCUAUCCAAGUCGGAGUUUGAAGCCAUUCUCUGAAGUUAAGGGCAGAUCUAAUAUAAUUUCUGUGUCACCACUUUUCAAUCUUAAAAAGAAGUUAUGGGCUGUGAAUUUCUAAUUCAAGUUGGUAAAAAGCAGAGAUUAAAAGCAUGGAGUGCUUUGCAGUUCCGUUCUUGUAACAUCUGUCACAUGAAACUAAUCAUUAACAAACUCUUGGUUGAACUAAUGUUUUGUUUUGGAAAUUAAAUGCAGAGACCUAGGGUUGAGGUGUAAAUGAGUUAAAAACAGUUCCAAUAGAUGAUCUUAAACUAUAUUAAGUAAAAUGUUAGCAGCAAAUUUGCUGAGUCCUGCCAAGUUCUGUACUUCUAAACCUGAUCUGAGACCCUAGUCUACAUUAUAGACAGCAUCUAAUUCAGUGCUGGGGUAUUUAACGUGCACACUCUUGUUCCUCUAUAUCUCCCAUUAACAAAUACCAAGCCAGUGUAUCAGCUUGAGUUCUAUGUUGUUUAACUUGAAACCAUUUGAUUUUCUACACACAUCUCCACUUAAUAGAUUGUUGUGUCAAUUGUAGCCAGUUUUAUGUCACUGUUGGGAGUGAGCAUUUAAUAGAGCAGAACCUUAACCACUGUACGUAAUAAGGAUGUAGUGUGGAGCAAGUGAUAGCACUGUUCUGCACUGUAGUGACACUAUGCCUAUUCCAACAGGAGCUUGAUUCAUUGAGGUUAGUAUUUAGGUGAGCAGUGAUCAUUGAAGUUUCUAGCACAGAAGAUGGUCAUUUCACCUUCUGUCACAGAUGGGUGUGAAAGAACUAUCCAGCCUAAUCCCAUUUCUCAGCUCUGUCCUGCUCGCCCAACCAGUGAAUUUCCACUUAUGAUCAUCGCACUUUAUAGAUUAACUUCCAUAUGAUUAAAGUGUUAGAACAGAGUGUCCUUACACAUUCCAGCAACAGGAGAUUCCCGGAAUUUUAUUGGAACAUCAGAGGCAUUCCCAUUUCCAGGCAUGAGGCUAAAUUAAUGAUGACCAGAGUAAUUUGAGGGUGAAUAUACUGAAAAUGCCAGAGUUUCUCUCUAGUUCAGGUGAAUACUCAAUUCCUAUGUUUACACACAAGAUUAAAGUGUUAACCUGCACAGCUCUGUCACAGCAUUACUUGAAGUUAUUAAAAUGACAUGGCACAACCUAAAGGGUUUCAUUCAAUGAUACGUUUGUUAAUAUCUAUAACUAAUACUUACACAUGCCGAUGUGAACUUAAUGUAAAUAUUUUAUGCAGUACUAGAAUAUACUUUUUUGUCAUUUGGUGCAAUAGAAUAUAAGAUAUCAGGAGAUUAUAACACAGCAACAUAAUGUUCUACUUUGUAAUGUUGUUUGAAGUAUGUCAGCUAUUCAUUAUUAUCAUAUUAAUGCCGUAGUUCAUAAUCCAGUAUUUUUUGAGGAUUAUCUUUUGUGUUUGUAAUACAGCGACAAUGUUUAUUUAUUUAUGUUACUGUUAAUGGUUUAUUUUUCAGGGAAGGGGGAAAAGCGAGUGAUGCGUGUAAUGAUUUGUACUCCUUAACAUUUUUUCUCUCAAUUGCAAAGAGGGAAAAUAGUAUUCAAAUGUGUUGAGUCUGCAAAAAAAAUUUUAAUGUUUCUGAAAGAAUUUCACCCAUGGUUUCUGCUUCUGAACCCGUGCAAGAGUAUCAGCCAGCAACUGUGAACACUUCUGUAUGCAUUGAAGUCAAGAGGACCAAAUUGUUUUCAAGUGAUAUGGUGUUCCUGGUAAGGCGAAAGUUUCUAGCCUUCCCGACAUGCUGCAGUUCUUCUGGUGAAGGAUCUCCCCCAGUGUUGUUAGGAAGAGAUUUCCAGCAUUUACAGUCAGGAUUGCGACCCAUUGUAGGGGGAAUUUGCAGCUGGUGUUCCCAUUUCACCUUUUGCCCUUGGUAGUGAAGGUUGCGUGUUUGAGCGGUAUUGCUAGAGAAGAUUUUAUGAGUAGCCGGAGUGCAUUUUGUUCAUGUUACACAUUGUGACCAUGGUGUGUCAUUGGCAGAGAGUGUGAAUGUAAAUGAGGGCUUAAUUGUGGAGGUGUGGGGAAGUGUUUGCAUCUGGCAGCCAAUAUUCUCGCACAUAUUUAGCACUGGGGACCAAAAGCAGAUAUCUCUUUUGUUAAUUCUUCAAAAUGCUGAACUGUAAAGAUGAAAAAGAACCCCAAGUAAUCAAUGUUCAUUGUGCAGUUUUCAUAUGACAGAUGAUGGAUGCAGUAGGGUGGAGUUUACCUCUUAGUGAUCAUUGAUCAGAGGUUGGGGGUCUCCAAAGGGGACCUUUGCUCCCUUCAUCUUGGGCUAGGGGUUUGCCUGUUCCCUAUUUUGGAUGAAACUGCCCAAUUGGACAGAUAUGUCAGUUCAGGGCUUGAGCUGGGGUGUAGGGAGCCGUAUGAUAGCAUAGGGUAUCCUUUUCCUGUCCCUCAGCAGUUCUCACAUGCCUGGCAACCUUCAUGUGAUUUCCCUGCCUUUACCAGUCAUUCUUUGGUGAAAGCCAGCAUACACUGAACUCCUCUGGCAUGCCUAUCAGAAGCGGCCUUUCCCCUAAACUAGACAGGCUGGCUAGCGUUCAGAUCGUCUGAAAGUCUUUCAGUCCUCUAAGGCUAGGUCUGGAGUCUCCCAAGGUUACAGGAACAGGAAGUGGCCUUUUAAUGCCAGGGGACUACAGGUAUAUAGAUCUAACUCCAUAUAGCUGCUCACCUUGGGUAUCUCAGUAUCUUUGUUUAGCAGAAAUCUAAUUGGUUUUGGCAUCAAUGGCCAUUGGCAGAAGUGUUCCAGGUUUUUAUCACCUUCUGCUUUUAAAUAGUUUCUUGGCUGCUCUCUUGAAAGGCCUGCUUUACCUGGACCUUCUUUCUCUAGGAGAGCACUGUGCAAAAAUCCUUCAGAGAAAUCUUCCAGGGGAUGGUGGAGGGGAAGGAUCAAUAGGAUCAAUCCCCCUGCCCCCUCCCCCCCCCGCCACACACACCUUAUUUAAAAAGUGAUGAUCAUACUGGGUGGGAUUAAAAGGUGGGUAGGGGGCCUUGUGAUGAAACCCUCUAAGAACGGGUCAGAGAGUUAUCAAUCUCACAAACUGUUAGGAGGCCAAUUCUAGCAGGCUGUGAAGAGCUGGGAGUGGUUUGAGUAGAGCAGUUUGACAGAUGUGCUAAGUGAAACCCUAAAUUGGUAUCCAGGGAAAUCCAAACCAUGUGUUACGGCACGUUAUGGAAGUGUAUACUGUGGGCAUUGCAUCAUUUCAGUGUGUGAUAGUCAAAAAAAUUAUAGCAAUAAGAUUAGAAACUGAUGAAUUGAAAUCCAUUCCCUCCAGGUCCUUUUGUAAUUUGAAAGUGUGUUGAGAGAUAGUGACUCUUCCUAACAAGAAACCACAGUAAAAUUUUAGCAACACCACGGUGCGUAAUGGCGCUCUGAUUCAUUAAAAACAUCUGGAAAACACUUCGACCAUCUUAAUGAUAAGACUGGAUUAGUAAUUAGCAAGCCCAUUGUGACUGAAUGGUGCCAUGGAUAAUUAAUGUUAUCUCCCAGCUACAGGGAACCAGGUUUGAUCCUAUCCUUAGCUGCUGUCUUUGUGGAGUAUCUGUUUUCUCAGAGAAUACAUGGAUUUCCUCCCACAUCCCAGAGAUGUGCAUGUUGGUAGGUUCACUAGCUCUGUAAAUUACCCCUAGAGUAGGUGAGGGACAGGAGAAUUGGUGGGACUUGAGGGGCAUGUGAGAGGGAGAGAGGUUGUGGGGAGGUGUGGGUUAAUGGAUCUAAUGAAUGUAAACUCAGAGCCAGCAUGGAUCUUCAGACAGAUAGCCUUCUGUGUUUUUUUUAAAAAGUCAAAUUAAUUGGAGAUGUUAGUCGAAAUCCCAAUGUCUUCUUAAUUAAGUGAAUAAAUCUGGCAUUGGUAAUGGCAGGCAAUAAACUAGUGGAUUAAUAUAAAGCCUUUGUUGGCCACCUGAUCUUCAGGGCAGAUAGGUGGGGAAAUCGGAGGCCUACAUCCUGGAAAUGUACAGAGUGGGAAAAACAUGCUGUGUCAGGCAGCCUCUGUAGGAGAGGGAAAGGAACACAGCUGAAGUUACUGUUGACCCACCCCAGGAGCUGACUGAGGUAUUCUCCAAUAUCUCUCUUUGUUUUGGUUUUCUGACAUUAGCACUUGUCCAUUUUCAGUACAUUUACUCAUCCCUUUGAUAUAUUAAGCCACUGUGUAAUAAUAUUCGAGGUACGGUUUGGUUUGUCUGAAAGUGCCUUGAGAAAGGGCCUGUUAGUAACUUUGCUACUUUUUACUAAGUUUAAAACACAAAACUAGCAGCACGUGACUGAUUUCACCUGAGCUGAUGUUCAAACAGUGUGAUUGGAUUGUACCUGUGGAGGAGGGCGUGCAAAUACCCCUGAGAUUCUUGCUGACCUUCCUGUUUCAGUUUACUACACGUCUGUCCUAUGACUGACGUUUCCACAUAUUGCCUCUCUGUAGCUGCUGUGCUGUGUGUUGCAUGUAUUUACCUCUGUUACAGUGUUCAGGCACUGUUAGCACAGGGCAUGUGUCUCACAAUUCUUGACCAAUAAAACUUAUCAGAAACAACUGUGCACCAUCUUAAUUUCCUAUUGACAAAGAGCCUUUUGUUGACUUUUGUAACAGAAGAUUACUGUAAGUCAUUUAAGAUGGUGACUUUUACAAUGAUGGAAGUAAAUUUACUGCAACUAUUUUUUGUUGACUUUUCUGGUGUGAGAGCAUCAAGCUGGAACAAAUCUCCCAAGAUAGAAGUCACAUGGAUGCUGGAAUACAGGUAAACUUAGCAGUUGUAGGAAAUGUGGUAACCAAUUCUUUUAGCCAAAUAUGGCAGGUGAAGUUUCUCAAUCCCUCUUCAAAAUGCAGUUCCAUCUGUUUACACAGGACAAGAGUUUGACAUAGGGGAGCCACUGUUCUACAUUAAGUUAACAGUGGCAGAGGACACCUGGCUCCAGUUUUGAGUAUUGACCAACAGUGAAAUGUAAAUUUUCUUGAUGCAUAUUUCUCAGUGUGUGGUUAGCCUAACAUGCAGCAAGAUGAUUAUGCAGUUUGUGUGUGUGUGUACACACACACACACACACAUAUAUACAUACACACAUUUGCUAAACUUUAAAUUAUAAAUUGCUGUAAAAUGCAACAGAGAUAAUUUUGUCACACAAAUGUACCAUUGGGUCUUUUCUGUCCUAAGCAGCUCGUAGGCUUUCAUUAAUCAGUUUUCAAUCAGAAUGAGAUUAAUAAGGCUGAAGGUAUAACUCUUGCAUCUGGUAUGUGUA